This is a messenger RNA of Pogona vitticeps (central bearded dragon), 1459 nucleotides long. RefSeq lists its product as uncharacterized. Lineage: Eukaryota; Metazoa; Chordata; Lepidosauria; Squamata; Agamidae. Gene Ontology annotation, cellular component: extracellular region. Gene Ontology annotation, molecular function: serine-type endopeptidase inhibitor activity. The record is from RefSeq and is a predicted model, not a curated record.
GGAUAUCUAUUCCGGGACCGGGUUCACCCCGGCCAGUUUCAGCUGCAGCCAUGAAGAGCCACCCCAUCGCCCUCCUGCUCCUGGGCUUCCUCGCUCUCCGAGCGGAGCCGGGCUCAGCCAGCAUGAAGAAAAGGAUUGCCGGUGGGAAUCAACACCAGGAGAGAGAAAGAGGGAUGGACGAGACCCCUUUCCAAACUCCGGCACCGCCAACAAGUGGCCCCAACGGGCCCCCGAAUCCUGGCCAGUGCCCAAGCGUGGCUCCAGGUCUUCCCCGACCCACCCACGCCUACUGCAGUGAAGGUCUUGCCUGCCCGGGAGACGAAAAAUGCUGCCUGGUUCGGAAUACUAGGAAAUGCGUCCUCCCCGAUGGAGUGCACCCUGGCUACUGUCCCCGAGGAGGAGGAGGAGCAGGAGGAGCAGGAGGAGCAGGAGGAGAAACAGUCUCCUCGAAGGCCUGCUCUAAGGACACGGACUGUGCCCGGCAUGAGAAGUGUUGCCUGAAGCACAGGCGACAGAAAUGCACCCACGCUGUCCCAGCCCAUCCGGGCCUUUGUCCCAAAACAAGACUUGGGCGGGUCUUUGUUCCGUGCAAAAACCAGUGCAAGGAUGACCGAGAUUGUGCCCCCGGGAAGAAGUGCUGCUUCAGCCUCUGUGGCCUGAGAUGCGUCUCCCGCGAGACUCACCAGGAUGAGGAGCCGGACCAGGGUGAGGAGACCCCUCUGGAGAGGCUUUGGAGAGGAGCUACACUUCACCCUCGUCCAGAUUUCUGCAGGCUCCCCUUGUCUGUCGGCUCCACUUGCAACGCCACCUCCGGCCUCCGUGUCUUCUACAACUCCCAGGCUGGACUCUGUGAGAAGUUCAUCUACAGAGGCUGUGGCGGCAACGAGAACAACUUUGCCACACAGCUAGAGUGUCUCCAGACCUGCUCAAAUCCCAAUAUCUGCCAGCUGCCAAAGGAUAAAGGAUUUGGCGAUGCCUUCCGACCCCGUUUUUAUUACGACAGCGCCUUGAAGACGUGUCAGAGGUUCCUCUAUGCAGGCCACGGGGGCAAUGCAAACAACUUUUGGGAGGAAGGAUUUUGUCUCCAGUUCUGCGCACGAGAUGAGGCAGGACGAUGAUCUGGAGAGGGAGCAUCAAGGCUGAACGAAUGGCCAUCGCCUUCUGGAUCAUUCUUCCCUUGUUUCUGGGUCUCGAGAGUGAUCGUCCCGCCAGCCAUCACACGGCUUUGCUUGACCUCCCCUCCCUGGCUCUCCUGCAGGUCCAUUUCUAGCCCCUCAGCCCCCCUCUUAGCCUCCCCGCCAAACCCCCCUCUUUUGCUGCCUUCCUCUUAACCCCUCCCAGAUCACAGUCCCUGAGAUGCCAACUCUUGCCCCCCUUUCCCCCCCUCGCUCCCUCCCUCCCUCCCUCCCAGAGGCUCCUUUUCUAGGGGAGCCCUUGGCACAAGCCACCACCCACCCAC